AGACUAAAGACAUUGGGUGGGAGUGCCAGUGGGGAAAGGGGUCAUUUUCCCCAUUCGAUGCUACUCAGAGACCGAUAAAACACUUAAACUUAGAGUUGUGGUCAAGGGAAGGAGACUGCUUUUGUAUUUUAGAGGAAAAUAACUAGUGCGGAGUUUUAAUGGACUUUCAAGAACGUCAAGGGUCCGAAAAACUUCGUUCAGUUAACAUUACGACGGGUAAACAAAGGCGUUUUCUGCCUCUUUAACUUUUUUGCUGUCUUUUUAAUCUGCAACCAAUCUGCAAUCACUUUCAAGAGACGCAACAUGUUUUGUUGAAGGCUUUUAAUGAAAAGUUUUUAAAAUAAUAUUUAAUAACCGUUUCAUACAAACGAUGGAAACCAGACGUAUUGUUUAUUUGCUCGUUCUCCUGACGGCACACUUGGUCUCGAUAUGGGCUCAAGAGAAGAGUACUGAUCAGAGUCAACUUUCCUCGGGACUCAUAUCUCCAACCCUCAAAUCUGCUGUUGGGAAAGACAACUUAUUGAAACGCAAUGUGUCCAUGACUCGACGAACAAGAGUUCUGCCGCCAAUGUGCACAGGACCCACAGAAAUACGGGAUACUUUCAAGUAUAUUAACACAGUGGUUUCAUGCCUAGUGUUUGUGGUUGGGAUAAUCGGAAAUGCUACACUGCUCAGAAUCAUUUACAAAAAUAAAUGCAUGCGGAACGGUCCUAAUAUCCUCAUCACAAGUCUGGCGCUCGGGGACCUGCUGCAUAUCAUCAUAGACAUUCCCAUCAGCGUGUAUAAGCUUCUGGCUGAAGAUUGGCCAUUUGGUGUUGGACUUUGCAAACUAGUUCCCUUUAUACAGAAGGCAUCAGUUGGCAUCACAGUGCUGAGUUUGUGUACACUGAGUAUAGACAGGUAUCGAGCAGUAGCAUCAUGGAACCGCAUCAAAGGCAUCGGUGUACCCAAAUGGACAGCCAUUAAAAUUAUUGUGAUAUGGGUGCUGUCCAUCCUACUUGCGGCGCCAGAGGCCGUUGCCUUUGACAUGAUCACAAUGGACUACAAAGGAGAGCACCUUAGGGUCUGCUUGCUCCAUCCCAUGCAGAAAACCAAGUUCAUGCAGUUUUAUAAGUCAGCCAAAGACUGGUGGCUUUUUAGUUUCUACUUCUGCAUACCGCUGGCCUGUACUGCCAUAUUCUACACACUCAUGACCUGUGAAAUGCUCAGAAAGAAGAAUGGGCUACAAAUUGCACUGAAUGAUCAGUUGAAACAGCGGCGUGAGGUGGCUAAAACCGUGUUCUGUCUGGUGCUGGUCUUUUCGCUGUGUUGGCUUCCACUGCAUCUCAGUCGUAUUCUUAAGCUGACCAUUUAUGAUGAAAAGGACCCCAACCGCUGCGAGCUCUUGAGCUUCUUCCUUGUUCUUGAUUAUAUUGGGAUCAACAUGGCAUCAGUGAACUCAUGCAUCAACCCAAUCGCAUUGUACAUGGUUAGCAAGCGAUUCAAGAACUGCUUCAGGUCCUGUCUGUGUUGCUGGUGUGUGCCUCCUGACAUGUUAGCCAUGGAUGACAAGCAGUCCUGCAUGAAGCUGAGGGUGACGGAGCGAGGAUCUGAUCAAAGCAACAGUCGUGCCACAAACAAGUACACUUCAACUUAAAAAAAAAGUAUACUGCAUUUAAAAUGUAGUUAGUAUGCCAAAAAGUUUAAUUCUCCAAACGUUCAUAUCUGAGGAAUUGUGAUGAGACUAAAUGUGGCGUAACACUGCUUCAUUUCAUUACAAGAUUUUCAUUGAAUGUAAGCCUGCACUUUCAGAAGACCUCAGAAAAUCCCCAUAAUUGGCAUAUUUGACCAACGCUGGGUUUGUGAUUGUAUGGAUUGAUCUUGCAGCAUAUUUCUGCUAGCUUUAAAGUCAACAACCAAUAUUUGAUUGCUCUUUUAACACCAGAAAAUACUAUUUACUAUUAAUAACUUUAACACAAGAAAUAAGAGUUUAUAUCAUGAGGUGAUUUUUUUGUGGUUCAGUUAUGGCUGAACAUGAAUGAUUCAAUUGUAUCUUUUACGAUCGUGUAUUUGUCAAUGUUUGUCAAAGUUGUACAUGCUUUAAUGAUUUUGCCAAUGUUUUUUUGCAUUUAGAGGAUCAGGACUUUCUUGAGAACUGAGUUGCAUGAGAACAGAGGGCCUUUACACAAAAGGUAGUUUUAUGAUCAGUUCCAACAUGCCCCAAGGCCUCAAACGCAUCAAAGAUGACUUAAUCACGUGUGUGUUUGUAUGUGUGUGCAAUAUAAAUCUCGCCAUCUCUACACAUUGUCUCUGUUGUCCUUUCUGUCCUGUUCUUUCUGUAUUUCCUGGAAGCACACAUUAUUUUGUAUCUGUAAUGUAUGAAGCAUCUUUUUUGUGUUCUAUAUUAAACGCAUUUUACAAAAAUAUUUUUGUUACAUUUUUAAGGCAGUUCAAAACUGUUUCUUGAAUUAAUGUCUAUGUUUUUCAGGUAAAGACCUGUAAAAUACAAGCUAUUUUUAUGUCUCAACAGUUUGUGUGUUUACUCAUGACCUCAUGUUUCAGAUAGACUGAGCACUUUGUCAAUAGACCGUUCCUCUGGCAAGACCACUGUGACCAGUUUAAAAUCAAAUAUGAUAUCAGAAACAUAUCAAUGCAUCUAGAUCACAGUAUUUGCUUUAUUUUUAUCCUCUUUUAUGUCAAGGUCACAUGACUCAUAAGAGCAUGAUUAAAGGACAUCAUGUGAGAUGUUUUGAGGAAAGUGCUUUCUCUCAUGACCUGCUAAUGUCUCUCCCCCUUCUUUAAGUGGUCACCCUGCAUGGCAAAUUAAGCCAUGAAAGAGUCUCUCUGUGUCAUUUCCAGCGAGAUCCCUCGUUCUUUAGUAACUGUGAAAUCUACAACAACAGCACCUCUGACAGUCAGCACAUGAGGGGCUUCCCGCUUCUCGUUAUCCAUGUGAACAGUCCUUAUCGGUCAGGAUGCCCGCUGACCUUAGAAAGGCAAUAAAGUCACUCCCUGAGGUGUUUUGGCUUUGGAGAUGCAUGUUACAGAAGAAAGCAGACUGGUUUGUUGUUCAGGUGCUUGUGUCGUAACAAGGCUGGUACCCUCCUUUUUUUGCAAACACA
Myxocyprinus asiaticus (Chinese sucker) is the source of this 3101-nucleotide messenger RNA. RefSeq names its product endothelin receptor type B-like. The transcript is spliced from 7 exons. The record is from RefSeq and is a predicted model, not a curated record. Gene Ontology annotation, biological process: G protein-coupled receptor signaling pathway; enteric nervous system development; regulation of blood pressure. Gene Ontology annotation, molecular function: endothelin receptor activity. Gene Ontology annotation, cellular component: membrane. Bases 371 to 1636 code for a protein of 421 amino acids. NCBI's taxonomy places the organism in Eukaryota, Metazoa, Chordata, Actinopteri, Cypriniformes, Catostomidae.